AGAUCUAACGGAAGCAUCGACAGGACUGCGCUCGCCGCCGAGCAGGAACUUAUGCGCUGCCUGGCUGAGAAGGAACCCACAUUCGGCGAGGUCACUCACUUCCUGGGGGAAUUCCGCCCGGCUUGUCAGAAUGCCAUACUCCUCGACUUCGAUACCUCCCGUAAAAAUGACGUCGAGGGUCGUCUUUGGGAUGCGCAUCUGAAACUCAACACCCGGUUUCGCAAACAGCUCUCUCGUUUCCGCGAGGAAAACACAAAGAAGAAACCAAUCGAGAAACGAAAACUUGAAAAGCAUUACCUGGACUUCAUCAAGUCGAGCCAACGAUUCUACCGAGGAUAUAUUCAGCAUCUCUCGUCGCAUUUUGGAGGCAUUGUGGAGUUGGAGAAAGUCGCGCGCAAAUUCAAUUUUGAGAGUCUAUCAGUGAGCCGACGCUCGAAGAUCACAACAGACUUGCGUAAACAUAUUCUCCAGUCUUGCCAUGCGACCUUGAUCCGUCUCGGUGAUCUCUCCCGAUAUCGGGAGACUGAGCUUGUUAGUAAAGACCGCAACUGGGGUCCCGCCAUUGGAUACUAUGACUUGGCCUCUGCGAUUUACCCAGCAUCGGGUGCGUCGCACAACCAACUGGCCGUGAUCGCACUCGCGGAUGCCAACCAUUUUCGAGCUACAUAUCACCUCUACAGGGCGCUGUCCGCACAGGAACCUCACCCCUCUGCCAAGGGGAAUUUGGAAAUCGAAUUCAGAAAGGUAAUGAAUUUAUGGGUCAAACGAGAGCUUAUCCGCCUCGAGGAUGCUGGUAUUCCCGGUCGAGCCCUGGCCCCGUGGUUCGUCUAUCUUCAUGCACAGUGUUACAGAGGGAACGAUUUCCCCGAGCAUGACGAGCUGGAGAGUGAGGUCAUGAGCCAAUUGGCAGUGGACAUCAGAGAAAGGUCCCUUGAAGGAACGCUGCAGAAGUUCUGUUUGGUCAAUAUUGCCGCAGAGGAGUUCGCCAGAGCUCGAUCAACUCAGGAGUCCGUCUCCAAUGCCCGAGUUUUCUUCCAGCGUAUCAACGUGAAAACAUUUUUCACGUUCCUGCAAAUCCUCCUGGUGGAGUUAGAGCGUUUCGCGGCUGAAGAUUCGAGCAGUACGAGCAGCAAAGAACACAAGAAUGGCCCCGACAAGGUGACUGUGGUUGCGCGGCGAAUCCUGCCUGCACUCCGGAAUUAUAGUUCCUGGCUACUCACGACUAGUGACUUCCUCGUCGCCCAAAAAGAAGAAAAGGAUUCCUCGCUUUCGAUCCAAAUCAAAGAAUUUUGGAAGAUCUAUGCCGGCACUUUGACUCUUCUAGCGUCCACUUUUGAUGUUGUGCACCUUCCUGAAAUCGACUAUCUUCUGGAAGAGGAUGAGGAAAGCCUUGGAUUUGCGCCUCUGGAUCAGGCCGCCACUUCCCGCCGAUAUAUCGGCGUGGGCAACAAACUUAAGCCACGAAUGAAUGAUCCAGGUGUGGAAAGAAGCCAUCCCAACAUCGAAAUGCUUUAUCGAAUCCGCGAGUUCGUCAUUGACGGUCUUGAUCUGGUGGUCAGAAACAAAAUCCCUCUUGCGCUGGUGGAUGAUGAAGACAAAAAGACAUUUAUCUAUCAAGAGGACGGAUUGCCAACUCAAAUAUUUUCCAGUCCUCAUGGCCGUCAAAACACCUUAACGACGCCUAAUAUUGAGCGAGAGGACAUCCCACAAGCCGCCGCCGACUCCAACUCCGUCGCUGAGGCUCGUAGCAUGUUUGGUGGCUCUCAAUCUGCCUCGGCCUCCAUGUCCGCCAAUAUGCACCGAAUUGUGGAAGACGUUGAACGCUUGGUUGAAUCAGACACGUAUGAGAACGCACCUUCUGUGCCAGAUCAUUUCACUUUCAUGCCUGAUAGCGAGGACAUGCCCACACCCUCUAUCGGAACUAGUGCCAACGCCUAUGCCUUCACCGAAAAUGUACAGCCCCUGGGAACACCAAUUGCGCCUCCUGGGCUUCGCCCACCCGUUGUCAAUGCGGCAGAGCUACUUCGCACCUCUUCCUCGCAAUCCUACACACCGUUGCCCGCACUUCCAAGCAUAUGGAACAUCUCCCCCGCUUUAAGAGGUAGUACCUCUCCGCGCACACCUCCUGGUCUCGGCCAGCCAUCUCCAAUGCACGCAAUGCCUGUGGACCGAUCUCCAUCCCAGGACCAGGUCGCAAAUGAUCUGCUUCGGCAUAGUUUGAUGGGCCAGACCCAGCUCUCUGGAUCCCUUGAUGUUUCAGGUUCGCUUUCUUCUUCAUGGCUUCCUCCAUCGAACAAUACGGGCCCUGAAGCAAACCACUGGGGCCCAGAUCCACGCCGGUUAUCGUACAAUUUCCCUAGCCAGCCAUUGUCAAGCGGUUUUCCAAAUCAGUCAUGGGCAAAUGAUGGUUUCAUUGCUAGCAGCCUCCCUUCAGGUACGGCUUCCUAUGGCUCUGGUUUCAACAGUCAUCGCAAAUCAACCCAACUUGGUGCGAUCGGCCAGACCCCGCCUUGUGGCCAAGGUGGUUGA
Molecule: messenger RNA, 2529 nt
Organism: Penicillium macrosclerotiorum
Lineage: Eukaryota; Fungi; Ascomycota; Eurotiomycetes; Eurotiales; Aspergillaceae
Exons: 5
Biological process (GO): nuclear-transcribed mRNA catabolic process, nonsense-mediated decay
Cellular component (GO): telomerase holoenzyme complex
Molecular function (GO): protein binding; telomeric repeat DNA binding; telomerase RNA binding
Source: RefSeq, a predicted model, not a curated record